Molecule: messenger RNA, 1184 nt
Organism: Fopius arisanus
Lineage: Eukaryota; Metazoa; Arthropoda; Insecta; Hymenoptera; Braconidae
Product: odorant receptor 67a-like
Exons: 5
Coding region: 1-1152 (383 amino acids)
Biological process (GO): sensory perception of smell; detection of chemical stimulus involved in sensory perception of smell
Cellular component (GO): plasma membrane
Molecular function (GO): olfactory receptor activity; odorant binding
Source: RefSeq, a predicted model, not a curated record
AUGAUCCUCUCCCUCAACUUCUUCGUCCUCCAGAUAAUGGGUUUCUGGAGGCCCUCCGAGGGUUCCCCUCUCAAAAUCAUUUUCUACAAGUUCUACACGUGCCUGAUGUGUUUAAUCCUGUAUUCGGUGACACUCACUCAAUUAAUCGAGAUGAUCAGGUCACCAGGUACGGUAGACGAUGUCAUCAACAACUCCCGGGUGCUCCUGACGAUGAUGAAUGCCUGCGCCAAGUCCCUCUCCUUCGUUGCGAGACGGGACGACAUCCUGAAGGCGAUAGGCAUCAUCACGUCUCCUCCGUGUUGUCCACGUAAUUCAGCAGAAGCUGUCAUUCAAGAGAGAUACGACCGGAGCAUCAGAAUGAAUUCACUCAUUUAUGGAGCAUUCAUCCAGACCUCUGUCAACACUGUCAUUCUCCAGACAGCUCUGGAAUGCAUUCCCAUUCGUAUCCUGCCAUUCAAGUGCUGGUUACCUUAUGACAUUAAUUCAGAGACAACGUUCUGGCUCACCUACAUACAACAGAGUGUUGCAACGUACGUCACAUCCUACGUCAACAUUUGUUACGAUACAAUUGUACCAGGAUGUAUGGUCCAAACGUGCGCGCAGCUAGACAUCUUCAAGAGUCGACUCAAAGAUUUAUCUGGACAUAAUCAUCGCUCUCACGGUAAAGACGUCGAAACCCAUGGUGAUAAGAAUAAAAUACUCGUAUCAGACUGCGUGGAGCAUCAUCUCAACAUCCUCAAAUUUGCUGAAUUAUCGAACAAUAUUUUCGCCCCGACUAUUUUCACGCAAUUUGCAAUUAGCUCGUUAGUAAUUUGCGUGAGUGUCUACGAUCUGUCGACAGCUGCUCCAUUCUCCCCGGAUUUCGUGGAAGUCAUGCUCUACUUGAUGUCGAUGAUGCUGGAAAUAUAUCUCUUCUGCUUCUAUGGAAAUAAUGUCACUGUCCAAAGUAAUCACGUUGGUGGGAAUAUUUACGAUUUGGAUUGGACUUCACUUGAUAUUUCCGUGCAGAAGAGUCUUCUGAUUGUCAUGACGAGGGCGAUGAAACCCCUCACUUUCACCAGUGGACAUGUCGUCGUUCUGUCCCUCGCGUCAUUUACGAGUUUACUAAAAAUGUCGUAUUCCGCAUACAACGUUCUUCAACAGGCGUCCUAGAGCACCGGAAGAACAUGAAGACAAAUGUGGAG